AUGAAAACGUUUGCAACAUUGGUGACAGCCUUCGCUGCAUUCUCAAUGGCGUUUGACUGCUCCAUACCCGAGCUUGAAAAAUACAAUCUCGAGGUGGUACGUGGUGUUCAUGCUGUGCUGGAUUUGACGCAAACCCCGCCUUCAGAGACCAAUCAAACAUGGUACGUGGGUGUAUGCUCUUCAAUCGACAAAGUGGACGCUUGUCCUGAUGGUCUGGAUGUGUGUGGCAUCACCAAAGUGCGUGUAAAGGAUACUGAAUUAACCACAAACAUCAUCGGUAUCGGUUCAGCUCUGACGAAAAAGUUCAAUGCUAUUGACGGCGACGAAUCCAAGGGUGUGAUCAUCACGUAUGAGGGAGUCCAAUGGGGCUCGAAGAAGGUCGAUGCUGAGCUCCGUUUCGUUUGUGACCUGACAAAGGAAAAAGGGAACCUCGAAGUUGUUUCUUGGGAUGGCCACAAGGUCACGGUUCAGAUAGUCACUAAAGGUGCAUGUCUUACCAAACGUGGUGACAAGAAGAAAGAUCCUCUGGAUGACUCGGGUCACGCAGAUAAAGGUGAGCUGUGGGGGUGGUUCACGUGGAUUUUCAUCUUCAUGGUGUUGUUCUUGAGUAUAUACAUAAUUGGCGGGGCUUGGUUUCAGUAUAACAAGGGAAACUCCAUUGACUUCCAGAGCGCUUUACGUGAGGUCGUUGAAAACUUCGUUGACGUUGUUAGAGGGUUGCCAGCAUUUGUGCUGGAGAUUCUCAAAAAAGUCACUGGCAACAGCAAUCGUGGCGAAUACUCAGCAGUGUAA
Molecule: messenger RNA, 792 nt
Organism: Diutina rugosa
Lineage: Eukaryota; Fungi; Ascomycota; Pichiomycetes; Serinales; Debaryomycetaceae
Exons: 1
Coding region: 1-792 (263 amino acids)
Source: RefSeq, a predicted model, not a curated record